Zootermopsis nevadensis is the source of this 2238-nucleotide messenger RNA. RefSeq names its product Golgi-pH regulating cation channel. The record is from RefSeq and is a predicted model, not a curated record. Gene Ontology annotation, cellular component: membrane; Golgi apparatus. NCBI's taxonomy places the organism in Eukaryota, Metazoa, Arthropoda, Insecta, Blattodea, Termopsidae. Gene Ontology annotation, biological process: retrograde transport, endosome to Golgi.
AGAACACGAUCCUUGUUACACUCUUAUAUUUAUUACUCAUUAGGUUAUCAGCUGAUAUUCUGUCGAAAAACUGUGUUUAAAUAUUUAUCAAACAAAACCUAACUUCCUGUUUCGACGUUUCCUAUUAUGUAGUUAUCUAUGGUGGGCAAGGCUGGUGUGAAGAUGUUGAUUGUUCGUGCCUUAACGAAAUGUUAUGUUAUCAGCGUUUUAAUAAUUAUUGCAGUGGCAUUUCCAGAUCAGGGGAAGCGGGAUUUCGUACUGAGCCGGGAAAAAAAUGCUAUUGCCGUUUCAAAGAGUCUGUUUAGAAGAUCUCAGAUUUUCAUUCAGAUUUCAUGUAAUACUACAGCUCCAAACAGAAACAUCACUGUUACAUGGACUCUGUCAUGGUUGCGUUGCUGGCAGGAUUUCUUGCGCUUUGGAGAUGGUGAACCAAAUUCAGGCAUUUUGACUGGUGUAGAUAAUAGAACUUUGAGCCUGGAUCCUGUAAUAUCGCAUUGUGAUUGCUCUUCGCACAUCAUUUUGGAGGAUUAUAUUCCAAAAUUAAAGACACCAAGAGGACCUCUUCCUGUUGAUACAGAGGAUGAAAAUAUUGUGGAUUCAUCUGGUAAAAACAAGAAAAAUCAAAUAGAGGGUGAAUCAUCUAAAGAAGCACAAUCCACAGAUGAGAAAAAACAGUCUAUGAAAAAUAUUCAGAAUCAUGGUUACCUUACUCAAGAACAUCCACUCUACACUGUUGAUGCAGAUGGUGUGUACUUACUGCAGCUUGCAAUUGACAGUAAGAAUGAGUUUGAUGCUAAUGUUAGCAUUAAAAUGCAAGGCAGAUACGGCUACUUAUCCGCAGCAGAUUGGCCCCUGUUACCCUUCUACGGAGCCAUGUGUUUGGUGUACGUAAUAUUUGGUCUAGCAUGGCUCAUCGUAUCUUUUUGCCAGUGGCGAGAUCUGUUAAGAAUACAGUUUUGGAUUGGUGGCGUAAUUCUUCUUGGUAUGUUGGAAAAAGCAACAUUCUAUGCAGAAUACCAGAGCAUCAAUUUGACGGGCGUGUCCGUAAAGGGAGCCAUGUUCCUAGCUGAACUUGUCUCUUGUGGCAAGAGGACACUAGCUAGAAUGUUAGUGAUAAUCGUCAGUCUUGGCUUUGGAAUAGUCAAACCUCGUCUUGGUCCGAUGCUACAUCGAGUUGUGGGUACGGGUGUUCUUUACUUCACACUGGCAGCGAUCGAGAGUUAUCUUCGUGUGAUGCAUCCAAAGAAUGAUCCUUCAAAUCAGACGCUAAUAGCCAGUAUUCCUCUGGCUGUACUGGAUUCUGCUAUUUGCUGGUGGAUCUUCACUAGUCUUGUGCAAACCACAAGGACCCUUAGAUUACGCAGAAAUUUGGUGAAGCUAUCACUGUACAGGCAUUUCACAAACACCCUCAUAUUUUCAGUGAUCUCUUCGGUUAUCUUUAUGCUCUAUUCAAUAAAGUAUCAUCGCUUUGCUACAUGUCUCACAGACUGGAAGGAACUGUGGGUGGAUGAAGCAUAUUGGCAUCUCUUGUUCUCUGUGCUGCUAUUGGUCAUUAUGAUUUUGUGGAGGCCGACGAAUAACAAUCAGAGGUACGCUUUCACGCCACUUCUGGACGCUGCGGAUGAUGACGAUGACGAAGAAGAGGAGCAGUUCGUUAAUGACGCGUAUGGUGUCAAGAUGAGGGGAUACAGGAGUACGUCACCAAAACCAAAGUCCACUAACAACAUGGAAGAUGAUCUAAAGUGGGUUGAAGAGAACAUCCCUUCCUCGUUAGCUGAUACUGCUCUAACAACCAUGGAUUCUGACGAGGAAAUAAUGACAACAAAGUUUGAAGUUUCCAAGUUGCAGUGAUUUUAAAGAAGAAACGUGUAACUUGGACAUUUGUCGCAAGUUAAUUUUCAAUAUCAUAAGUCCAUGUGCAUGGGCGUGUUUCUUGUCUGUAGUGGGAAGUUGACCUCCACUACAUUUGGUUGCGUUUUGGCAUUAAGAUUUAAGACUGGGCAACUGAAUAUAUUUUUUGUUUGCCUACCUGUAACACAGUACGUCGCUAGUAUUAAUUUCUGUUGUUCAUGUGAAUGCUUCAGUCAAAUGUUUGUGUAUCCCUCUGUUUAAGGGACUGUAAAUCACAAAUCAUAAUGAGUCAAAAGAAAUUGUAAUUUAUUUCAGUUGAAUUAAUUUUUUUAUGAAGGAAAAUACUUGUUCUACACCUCGUAGAUUAAAAAUCUAUUGAUGUGUGAA